ACCGGCAUCAUGGGCAACGUUCUGUGCGAUGGCGCGCCGCAUGAGGAUGAUCCUCGUAUCCACCUCCAGGCACGGCAAUGGGAGACCAGCAUGAUGCAUUCGUGCUGCGACAACCCCGGUGGCUGCCUGCUCUCCAUGUUCUGCGCACCUUGCAUGUCCUUCCACCUGCGUCGCCGGGCCCUCAACUACGACAUGACCCGCUACAAGUGCUGCCAGGGCUACAUCUGUCCCAGCAUCACGAGCACUUGCUGCCCGGGCCAAGAGGAUUGCCCCAACUUGUGCCUGUUUCUGGAGGUCGUGUGCUGCGAGAAUUGCGCCAUCUCGGCAACGCGCAUCUACGUCCAGGAUGAGCGUCAGAUUGUCACCGAUCCCUGCGAUAAUCGCCUCAUCCGCUUCAACAACUGCAUGCAGCUGCUCUCUUGCCUGUGCCACAUUGCGGCCAUUUUCCAUCGUGACUUGAUCCACUUGGCCAAGCUCAUUGACUUUAUCGCCGAUGUCGUCUACUGCCUCACUCAGGCCUGCAUGCAGGCUCAGGUCGACCACGAGCUCAACCUGCACGCCACCGCCGCUGACUACGGUGCUCCCAUGGCCCGUGGCCCUUCGGCCCUGGGUGCUGCCGCCCCUGGUCCUUACGGUGCUCAGCCCGUCGCAACGGCGCCCCCCGCUUACAGCGCCUCGGAUCGCCAGCCGCUCCUCAAGUAA
This is a messenger RNA of Monosiga brevicollis MX1, 702 nucleotides long. RefSeq lists its product as uncharacterized. Lineage: Eukaryota; Choanoflagellata; Craspedida; Salpingoecidae. The transcript has 6 exons. Bases 10 to 702 code for a protein of 230 amino acids. The record is from RefSeq and is a predicted model, not a curated record.